Molecule: messenger RNA, 1266 nt
Organism: Trypanosoma rangeli
Lineage: Eukaryota; Euglenozoa; Kinetoplastea; Trypanosomatida; Trypanosomatidae
Exons: 1
Coding region: 1-1266 (421 amino acids)
Source: RefSeq, a predicted model, not a curated record
AUGACACAGCACGAGAAGGCAGCUCCUUCGCCACGGCCCACCGUUCCGCUGCAAGUUGUAGAGCUCAGUGAUGAAUUUGUGAAGCUGCUUGGGGUGGACCGGCGGUCCGCGGAGUCCCUUCAGCCUCUCUUUGCGGCGCGCUGCCAGCAGCUGCUGCCUGCCCCACAGGGCACGCACGGCAACCCCAACAGGGGGGCGCGUGAGGCGCUGGGGGCACGUGUUGCCCCGCGUGCGGUGCUGCUGACAAGUAGCGGUUCACUUUUUCUGCUCAAGCACCGUGGCGGCAGUAGCGCUGUUGUGAUGGAGCGUCUUGAGUUUGGCGCGUACCUGCAGCGACACGGCAAACACCCAGGGAGGAGGGUGGAGAGGCCAAUCCUGCAACACCUGUCAGGCAGCGAGGAGGCAGAGGAAGAGGAUGACGACGACGACUUUCACUUUCUUGCGGGCUCUUCUGUGCCACAGGACGAACCGUCGGCACGGAUAGACGUCGUGGUGGAUGAGCGUUGUCUGCCUAACGGCAAGCAGUCUAUCUGCAUCACGGGCUGGGCAUGCAGGGCAGGGAAGUGGGCACGGCACGCAGCGGCGCCGUCCCGGUCUGGUGCCACACAAACCUUGGCAGGCACCGCGACUAGUCGUGCCGUGGCGUCUGGCGGUGGUGGGACGACGAUGACGGGGCGUUUUGUGGUGGCGCUGCAGUUCCACGCCAAGUCAGGCCUGCUGGCGGGCGUUUUGGCUCUGAGGCUCAAACAAGUCGCGGACCACUUCAGGAAACUGGACGUUGUGAAAUUCAUUGUGAGCUCCCAAAGCUACUCCCUGCACCACGCGCAGCGGAACAUGGCGCUCUGUCGCGUGGCGUCAAAACCGUUCGUGUCGUCGUCGUCGUUGUCUCUCUCGCCCCGCCGCGUCACCGUGAGGGACAUGCUCUGCUGUGGCCUUGAAGUGCCCGUCACCGUGACGCUGAGUAACAGCGAUGACGACGAUGACGACGACGACGGCGAGGCGUCCACGCACGCCUUUGCUUACACAUCCUCCAAGUCCUCCUCCUCCGCCGCUUCCUCGCGGCUGUCCUCGAUGUACACAACCGACACGGAGGCGGAGCGUGGGGCCGGCUUGGCUGAGCUGGGGCACUGCUGUUUCUCCACGGACCACACACUGCAGAGCGACGAGACCUUUAAUGCCCGGCUUGUGGAGUUGCUAGACGAUAUUGCGCGCGUGGAGGGUCUGCUGGUGAUGUAUCGGGCGCACGGGCAGCCAACACUUCUGUAA